Molecule: messenger RNA, 1789 nt
Organism: Magallana angulata
Lineage: Eukaryota; Metazoa; Mollusca; Bivalvia; Ostreida; Ostreidae
Exons: 18
Coding region: 100-1074 (324 amino acids)
Source: RefSeq, a predicted model, not a curated record
GAAUUGUACGCACGGUUGAGACAUGAAGAAUUGUACGCAUCGUUGACAUGUGAAGAAUUGUUCGCAUCAUAUAGAUUUGACGUAAUCAAAACAGCACGGAUGAAAAAACGUGAAGAAUUGUACGCAUCGUUGACGCGUGAAGAAUUGUACGCAUCGUUGACACCCAUAGUAAUGUGGGAAGAUUAUGAAAAUUGUGAAGAAUUGUUCGCAUCGUUGACAAUGGAAGAACGGUGGACAGAAGAUGAAAUCAGUGUACAUGGUGAAGAAUUGUACGCACCUUGGAGAAAAAUGUCUGAUGAAAGAAGAAAGGAACGUGAUGCAAAUAAGAUUUCGGCAAAUGCUGAACAGACGGAUGUUAAUUUUCCUGAUUACAGCUCAAAAUUUAAAAAAGGUACUUUUGUCCUGUGUUCUCAGUUUCUGCCUUGCGCUGGAGGAAAUGAUCUUGAGGAUAGUCAGCAGAAACAGCAGACAAUCAAUGGUAUAUAUCAGCACACGCUAAGGACCGUAUCACAUUGUCCCAGUGUCAGUGACUACAUACAAAGAGCAAGAGACAGAUGUGCUGAAGUUUGUACAAACAGCUUACAAGAUGACGGCUGCUCAUAUCACUGCAUGCGUGAUUCUCACAAAACAAGUCUUGUGGAAUUUUGUGCAAAACCCAAAUUGCUCUUUGAUUAUUGCCCGGAGUAUGACCCCAUCGGUGAAAGAAUCCAAAAAGACAUUUAUACACUGUGCAAACCUUCCAACCCUUUACAAAUAUUUUAUCGUUCCUCGGACAUUUUCUUUUGUGACCAAGACAAAUGCCUCCAACUGCGAGAUGCAAGUGUUAGUACAAGUGUAACAAGCCUGAUGACCGACACAACUCCAGUUAGCGGGGAUUUAAACGAGUCCUGGUUAUCACAAUAUUUGUUUAUGGUUUUGCUAAUUGUGCUGGCUGUGAUUUUAUGCAUUGUGCUUGGAGGCAUUUUCCGUCUGCGUGGGAGACUCGUGGCAAUUUCCCGGAAGUAUACAAAGAGAGGGAAUCCAAAUAACGUUCAAGAUGAGAAUGAACAGGCAGCUUUGCACAAUACAGCAUAGAAGUGAUUUGCAGCUGCAUAUACCGUACUACGAAAAAGCCAAGCAAUAUUGCCAUUUGUUAUAAAACAUUACAUUUUGUAGUUAUUUGACAUGUAUCUGCAUCUGGUUUUGAAUUCUACCAUUGGAUUAGAUUAACAUGAACUUAAUGUAUUUAAAUGUUGAGAUAUUUAAUUACUUGUAUUACCGCAAAUUUUAUGGUAUACUGUGUCAUCGAAAGAAAGGAUAUAAGGAGGACAUUUACAAGGAGUCGACCUUUGGAACAGUGUUAUCGAAUUGCUCCGCUUCAUAAUGCUAUGUACAUGUAAUGAACACGAUCGAUACAAGUACAACAUCAUGAAUGACGAUAUCCUCAUCGGAUGUAGAAAUUAAAGGAAAAUUAGGUACCCCUGUCCGAAAACCAUUCCACUUGCAGUUCAUCUAGUGUGUUUAACAUUUCAUUAGGAAACAUGUCUUAAAAUUGUUUAUAUGCUUUUGGAUAUGUUUAUUAACAUGCAUUAAGUGAAUCUACCAGCAUCCAUCUAUAAACUGUGUUAAAAGAAUGAGACAUGUAUUUAUGAAGAAACUUUGUGACGUGCAUGUUUUAAAAUUAUUGUACAUUAGGAUAUAAUUUGUCUUUUUCGCUUUCGAUUCAUUUCCAAGAUGUUGUUGAAUAUUUUAUGAACAAAUGUUUAUUAUGUAUGCAUACAUACAUAAUUGAAUUAAAAGUGUAUCUGCG